GUUUGUGUUUUGCGGUGGUCCAGUGAAACGGUAGCCAGCGAUACUUUUCUUUAUGGAUCUUCAGCAGCGGACGAUUCGAGCAGAAAGGAGGAUGAAAAGGUCGGGAUGGUGCAAAUGAGCCUUCCGGUAGCGAUGGAUGAAAAUGGAAGAAUGGAGAGGGGAAUAAAGAGAAUGACGAAAGAAACCGGGAGGGAAGUUAUGUAGUGGUUAGCGUUGGACAGUCGUGGGUGAUUUCUCGGAGAAGAAGAGAUGGGGGAUAUGGUUGCGAGGGGUAAACGCGGAAGAAGGUAGCGGAGGUUGAAGAAAACAACCAAUCAAAUCGGGAGUUAAGGAAGUUAAUAGUCAUCCGCUUGGUGACUCGUCCAGAGAGGGAAAUGGUGAAUGUGGACCCUCUUUCUCUCAAAAGAGAUUCAGACCCUUGCGGAGGAAGCCCUGCGCGGCAUAAGCGUCCUCGGCAUGAGCUGUGAUUGACCUCACGUCCCUCGCCACUGCCGAAACUCGAAGUUCAGCGCGUGGGAGCAGGAGAUCCUCCGAACGACUGCAAUCAGCGGUGCCUACGUGGGUGUUUUUUAGCGCUAUCCUCAGGGUGAUGUACCAGAGCGCGUAUUCUCCCCCCGAUGGAGGUCUGAGUUCUGUGCAGACUCAACGCGGUGUUGAUGUAGUGGAAGGGGGUGGUGGCGGUGGCGGUGCCGAGGGUGGUGGUCGUCCAUGCACAGAUUCUCAUUGUCCGAUCAUGGCGCCUGGUAUCAUCUUAGGAGGACAAAGUGCCGCGGACACGUCCCAUUGCCCUCUCGGCGAUUUCGGGAUGCCCUUUCGUCCCCAAUCACAAUAUGGAUCGGCGACAGCAAGAUUUGGCUCUCCGAAUGGUGUUGGAGGGCUGGGAUUUGGAAGAGAACAGGGGCCUACUACGCCGCCGUCCUCUGAUCUAACAAACGUUGGUGUCAUGCAGGCGAAUCAGUUUAACUUCUCCGUUUGUCAUGGGUUCCCGUCUCGUCGCUUUCCUCCUUCGUCUCCUCGUCCGCUGUCUCCCGUGUCUGUACCGAUGCUGCCUGAGGAUUCCCUUCUAGCUCGUCCUCCUCAGCUUCUUCAAAUCGUUUCGCCACCCCCACGUCCCCCACUUGCUUUGCCGUCAGAUAACGUUUCCCAUCAGAGUUUGGCGCCUCCAACAUCAGGGGAGCUUUCUAGUCGGGUUGGUACGCCGUUGUUGCUUGGACCCGCAACGGCGGGAGAUCGACUGCAGUCGACCGUAUUGUGCCCUCCUAAUCUGACUGUUGGAUUGUCCGAGAAGCCAGUGCAUUCUUUUCAGACAUUUCACGAACGUGCCGGCCAUUCUAGAAGUGAUAGUGGUUGGGUGCCGGGCAUAUUGCCUUCCAACAGACUCCCUCCUUCACACCUGGGCGGUUGUGGUAGCAGAGCCCUCACUGUGCAUUCUUCAGGUGCGCCACUUCCCCCUGCGGAUGCAGAGGUGAGAAAAAACAUAGAAGUAUUGGCACUAUACGUAGCGAAGAACGGACCAGCGUUCGAACAUAGGACGAGGACAGAUCAGGCGGGAAAUCCGAAGUUUCGGUUUUUGUUAGGAGGGGCACCUGGCAGUGUAGAGGCGCAAGCUGCGGAAUACUACAAGUGGAUGAAAAAUGUCAUUGAAGAGCAAGUGAACGCCCGGCCAGUUUUACACGCCUCUUCUCCAUCAGUGUCCCAUAUCCAUCACGAGGAAGAAGCUGUUACUUGUGUGCCAUUACCUUCAUCCCCGUCAACGUCCAAUUCGGAUAUGGAUAUGGAAGACGAUUUCGCUCCUCCUCUCCCACCAGAAGACGGCGCAUCAUCAGACAGUGGGGAUGGAAUUCAUCCACGAGCAUCGCUGCCUUCGUCAGAUCAACCUGUGGACAACGGCUCGUUUUCGCCUGCACGAUACGUCGGUUCUUCAAUCACACCAGUGAGGAAACCACGGACAGCGCAAACCUCAUCGGAGAAGCACGUACUUCCUGUGUAUCGUUCGCCUGUAGUUGAGACCUCCUCAGAGGGAAGAGGCCUUUUGGUUACCUCCUCGCCGGGUCAUGCUUUGGAGACACAUGUUCUUCCAGCGCCCUCUGUGCACGAGGAUGGCGGAGGCUCUUGUCCCUCUCCGGCUUCGGAUCACCCUUCUAGGCAUCAAGUUGCUAAUCCAUCCUUCCAUUCUUCCAAUGUUCUGCCGGGUUUCCCUUCAGCUUCUUUCUCUUCCAUUUUAGCUCCACCUUCCACUCUGCCCUCCCCGCUGUCGUCUACUCCUACUUCCACGCCACCGUCUGCUCCCCAGUCCUCUGUUGUGCGCGGACUACCCGCAAAAGCUGAAGAUAUACGGGAUCCAGCGGCUGAUGAUGGCAACCCUGCUUCGCCGCUGGAGAGACAGGCGAAUGGCGACGACGGAGGUCGCAUCCGUCAUCGCCGACUGGGCGCUCGCACAACUAGCGAGGACGAGAGUAACGGCAUUUCAGGGAGAGAGCUUGAUGCUCAGGAGGUGAACUUCGACGUCAAUGGCAAGGACAACCCCAGGCAAGCGCACGAACCAGCUAGGCAAGAGAGUAUUGUUGAGCACGUGUUGGGUACCGUGGAAGACGAGGAGAAAAAGCCGACUUCCCAGUCAUUUGAAGACCGUGAAGGCCAAAGGACGAUUCAGGAUGAAGACUGUCUGGAGGAGGAUAUGGUGCAGAAGAACCCAGUGAAAAUGGAACAUGGGACGGAAGAGAAGGCCUCGAACGUGAGAGAGUUUUCACCGGAUGACUUUCGGAGAAGACGUCGAGAAGGUCGGAGUGGGGGGGGAUCUGAAAAACCCGUUUUUGACGAUGUAGGAGCUGCUGACAAGGUGCCUUCGCCUGCGGAGAGGACUUCCCUGUUGGGCGAGCCAGGUGGCGCGGUGACAGCGCCAAGUGCUUGUAUAGGAGGGCGUUGCCAAGAGGGUGUGCGAGUAAUGGAGGUUGUUUCUGGAAAUGGUAAUUUUUUGCCAAAUAACGGAGUUUGUAGUGGUAACAUCACAGUAAACGCGGUAGAAGAGAGGGGAGUUCAAGGGGAAGCGAAUGAGGGGGAGCGGAAAGAUGAUAAUAGCCCUAGCGCAAUGGUUUGCGUAGGGGAGAGAUCUGGGGAGCCAGAUGCGGGUGACACGUCGGUACCCCAGGAUGAGUUUGUGGCUGCGUCCCGCCGGGGGAGGGUGCGUGUUGAGAUUGAUAGAGUAAGCUACGGUAAAAAGAGCAGAAAAGCAUCACCGUCAGCCGCCCGUGGGUUGAGCUGGAGCAGGAGCCGAAGUAGGAGUCUUAGUCGCAGCAGAAGCCGGAGUCCAAGCACGCCCAUGAGAAGUCCGCUGUGGGGUAGCCGAAGUCCUGUGCAAAGGAGGUGGGCAGGGAGAGCGAGUAAGAGUAGAUCUCCGCGGAGAUGGCGCAGACGAAGCAUUAGUUGGAGGUAUGAUUUCUCUUCCUGUUUCGGACUCGAAAUCGGCAAUGAAUGCAUGCGCUUGGUUUUGGGCAUUAUUGUUUCGUGAUUUUUCUCCGUUUUGUUUUCAAGCGAGCGUUCGUGUGCAACAAACAAUUAAUCAAAGC
Molecule: messenger RNA, 3566 nt
Organism: Chara braunii
Lineage: Eukaryota; Viridiplantae; Streptophyta; Charophyceae; Charales; Characeae
Source: the annotation of a GenBank genome assembly